CUUUUUUGUCGUUCUGGGUUUCUGCGGUAGUGUCAUCAUGUCGAUUAAUACAAUUAUGAUUGUUACAGUGUGCAUCUGUGCGACUGCUAUAGGUGCCCCUCAAAGACAAUACAGGCCUCAGUCACAACAGCCCUACAACGGACCCAAACCCGUACCGAUCGUAUCUGAAAGUAGUGAAAUUAACCCCGACGGAUCAUUUAGCUACAACUACGUUUCUGGGGACGGAACCCAAGCCCAAGCCCAAGGAUACUUGAAAAACGCGGGCCAGAAAGAUGCUGAAGCCGAAGUGAUUCAAGGAUCAUACUCGUACACAGCUCCAGACGGUACUCCAAUCACAGUAACAUACAUUGCGGACGAAAACGGCUUCAGAGUUGAAGGCGCACAUCUUCCCACUCCACCACCUAUCCCGGAAGAAAUUCAAAAAUCCUUAGCUUUAAUAAGCCAAACGCAAUCAACAGGUCAACGCCAAUACGAACCAGAUACAUUCCGCCAGCAGUAUCAGCAAAGGCCGUACCGUUUCUAGGUUCAUAUUGUCCAGAUUAAAACGAACUGAUUCGUAUAAUCUUUAGUCAUGUUCAAUUUUUCUUUCCAAUAAUGUACAUA
Messenger RNA from Cylas formicarius (sweet potato weevil), 603 nucleotides. Its product is annotated as endocuticle structural glycoprotein SgAbd-2-like. The coding region runs from base 38 to 523 and encodes 161 amino acids. Gene Ontology annotation, cellular component: chitin-based extracellular matrix. The record is from RefSeq and is a predicted model, not a curated record. Gene Ontology annotation, molecular function: structural constituent of chitin-based larval cuticle. The transcript is spliced from 4 exons. Lineage: Eukaryota; Metazoa; Arthropoda; Insecta; Coleoptera; Brentidae.